Molecule: messenger RNA, 639 nt
Organism: Rotaria sp. Silwood2
Lineage: Eukaryota; Metazoa; Rotifera; Eurotatoria; Philodinida; Philodinidae
Source: the annotation of a GenBank genome assembly
AUGGCUGAUGACGUCACUACACUUAGCUAUGGAGAAACAACUACUACAGAACAAGCGCCUUGGAAAACAGACAUAUAUUUACAACAUGUUGGACGUCAGCAACUAUAUGACGAAUAUAUUGAAAUAAUGGUUCAAUAUGGUUUUAUUGCAAUGUUUUCAAUAGCUUUACCAAUAGCACCAUUUUUAGCUAUGGUUAAUAAUUUAUUUGAAAUUCGUACAGAUGCAAUAAAACUUUUAUUUGAAUUGCGUCGACCUAUUGGUGAACUUGUAUAUACACUUGGUAUAUGGGAAAAAAUUUUUGAUGCUUUAUCAAAAAUUGCUAUUCUAACUAAUAUACUUUAUUUAUUAAUAACAUGUGAUUUAAUAUCGAAAUUAUUCUAUAUUUAUAUUGAAAAUAAAAUUAGUUUAAAUGAUUAUCUUAAUUAUACAUUAUCAUAUUUAUAUAUCAAUGAUUUAGAUGAUCAAGAUGAAAUUUUUGAAGGAAAACAAUUAAAUAUUACAUAUUGUCGUUAUCGAGAUUUCAGAUACGAUUAUAAUUCACCAUAUAAAUAUCAACCAACAGCAAUUUAUUAUCAAAUUCGAAUUAUACAAUGGUUAUCUAUAUUUUUCUUUAUUAUAAUUACAAUUAUAAUUUACUAG